Molecule: messenger RNA, 1617 nt
Organism: Diospyros lotus (date-plum)
Lineage: Eukaryota; Viridiplantae; Streptophyta; Magnoliopsida; Ericales; Ebenaceae
Product: zinc finger protein HD1
Exons: 5
Coding region: 259-1182 (307 amino acids)
Biological process (GO): regulation of flower development
Cellular component (GO): nucleus
Molecular function (GO): protein binding
Source: RefSeq, a predicted model, not a curated record
ACCAAUGAAGAUUCUCUUUUUCUUUGCCCUUUCUCUCUUUCUCUCUCCAUUUUGCGGCUGUCCCUGCCACUGCCCCUGCCCCUGCCGCUACUCUGUUUUUGUUUUUUUUGGCUCUGUGGGAAUACUUUAAAAGGGCUUCAUCCUCCAUUGAAGCCCCUCCUCCUCCUCCACUUAUUGUUCACAGAGAGAGAGAGAGAGAGAGAGAGACACGCACACAGAGAGAGAGAGAGAGAAAGAGAGAGAGAGUGGCAAAAGAGAAUGUAUGCAGACAGUGAGCUAAUGUUCCCUUACUUCGAGACCUUCUCUCUUCAAGAACAGGACCUCGAGGAGUCCUGUUGCUCCAACAGUUCCAAUGUUUCUGUGGUCAGAACUCUCUCUCUCCCUCUCUGUGGAAACUUGGUUCAGACCUCCACAAUAUCAGAGUAUGACUUGGGGGCAGAAGGGGAUUUAUUCAAAGCUCCAGAACCUAUUAUUGAAGAACCAGUUGUGGGUUUUGAUCCCAUUUCUGCUUCGAUUACAAUAAUCUCUUGUGGGGAAGAUGGCAUAUCCCCUCAAACGCUCGAGUUUGCAGACAUUGACUCAAUUCAAACCGAGCAACUAUUAAGUGAGGUUUUCUAUGAAUGCAAGAAGGAUCUGUUGGCCAAAGAUGCUAUUGACACCCCACUCUCUGAGUUAUUGGACUUCAAGAUUCCUGUUGUAGGGACAGAUGAACACCAGAUUGCAGAGGACAAAUUCAUCCCUGAAGGGUCAUUCCAGAAAAGCGUUAGCUCAGGAUGUUUAACCUCAAUGGAAUGGAUAAACGGGGCUCCGAUGAGGCCAAACUUUCUGGAUUUUCCUGGAAUGGACCUUAAUGCUGUUUAUGGGAUUCGAAGGGCCUUCAGUGAAGGUGACAUAAAGACUCUUGGUAAUCACAAUGUUAACCUCAUCCAAUCUUCCGUUGGGCUGCCACAGUUUGUAAGCAACUGUAAUGCUGAAGACCGCAGACAAAAGCUUUCCAGAUACAGGAACAAGAAGACAAAGAGGAAUUUUGGCAGGAAAAUCAAGGGGAGGUUGCCAGUGCAUCUUUAUUUUAUCAUGACAGCAUCCUUUUGGGACUUUGCUAGCAGCAUCAAGUAUGCUUGCAGGAAGGCUCUGGCUGAUAGUCAGCCAAGGAUUCGGGGAAGGUUUGCAAAGACAGAAUAAACUGACCUCUUGAAGAAGCAAUAGCUAAAAUCGAUCCAGCAGUCUGAAGCGGAUAUAGCAUAUAGGAUGAAGUAUCAAGAAGCAGCACGAGCAAGUAACAAAUGACAUACCAGCAGAAACUCGACUUUCCAGAAGAUAGAAAUGGGUUUCGCUCAAUAAGACAGUUCCCCGGCACCUGCAAAAACUAGUUGAUCCCCUGUGUUUUUUUGUAAUAAUCGUCAUAAAUGGAAAUGUGCUAGUAGAGUUGGUGAUGGUAUUGUAUAUAUGUGGUGUCCCCCCCCCCCCAACCAAAAAAAACAAAGAGAGUCAGUCUCAAAAGUUUGUUUCAACUCACGCGUUGUGAAUCAUCUUAAUAUGAUAUGGGUGUUGUGAAAUCAUCUUAAUAUGAUUAGGUAAUGUUAAUCCCAUGGAUGUGUUGAAGCCCUUUCGCCUUAA